This is a messenger RNA of Anolis carolinensis (green anole), 2115 nucleotides long. RefSeq names its product chromosome 6 C16orf92 homolog (gene fimp1). Bases 711 to 938 code for a protein of 75 amino acids. The transcript is spliced from 3 exons. Gene Ontology annotation, biological process: fusion of sperm to egg plasma membrane involved in single fertilization. Lineage: Eukaryota; Metazoa; Chordata; Lepidosauria; Squamata; Anolidae. The record is from RefSeq and is a predicted model, not a curated record.
AAAGGAAGGGGCCUGAGGCUGUUAGGAAUGGUGGGAGUUGAAGUCCAAAACACCUGGAUGGCCCAAAUUUACCCAUGCCUGUACUACACUAUAGAACAAUCUUCUCUUAUUCCACCCCACUCAGGAUGUAUUGGACUUCAAGAUUAGAAAUAUUAAGGCUACAUUGAAACUAGCUGACAAAUUAUGCUAUAUAAUAAUCUUAUGCUGUUAUUCCACCCCAUUCAGGAUGUCUUGGACUUCAAUUCCACUACAUUUAGCUACUAUGAGCCCACUGGCUUGGGUUGAUGGAAAUUUUAGUCCAACACAUCUGGAGUAAAGUGGCAGAUUGAGGAAAGGCUAUUAUGCAAGCAGCUGCAGCGAGGUCAUGGAAUUAACUUCUUUCACAGCAGCAGCAGCUGUACGUUGGUUUGACGAAUGUUAAGAUUGCCCAUCAUUCCUUCAUAGGAAUCAAGAAAGACUUUUCAGUUUUAUCAAUAGAAAGAAAGGUGGGACAAGUGUUUGGGACCAUGACUUGAUGGAGUAUGGAGGAAAUAAUGCCUCAAUAUGGCUGAUGGGAAGGUCAAUCCAACAACAGUUGAAGGGGGAAGAGCAGGGAUUACCCUGCUUCUGGUGUAUAAUUUUAAAAUGGGCUCUGGGAAUUCAGAAACACUCACUUUUAGCACAUUUUUGACUUCUUGGACCCACAGCUCCUGUGGAAAAUCUGGGAGACAAUGGACUCUACACCCUCUGGACGACUCUGGUUUGAUUAUCCUGAUUCAAACAAAAAGAAGAUCCUGGCCAUUUAUAAGUACAUUGGAGAAGAGCCGGAAUUUGUUGCCCCGAGUAACUUCCCCAACCUGCUGCGUACUAUCCUAGUAGGAUCUGUCAUCAUUAUCCUGGCCUUCUUCGUCUAUCAGAUCAUCUCAAAAGUGCUCUUUAAGAAGUCAAACACAGGUUAAACAGUGGGGAAGUCCAAUGCUGCUCCAACCAACCACCUACCAAUAUUGUUCUGUUUCCAUAAAAGGCUCUACAGAUGCAAGUAUUUGUGUACAAGUAUGAGCGACUGUGACAAACAAAGAAAACCUGAAAAGGAGGUAGAUCUGAGGGGUGUAGUUACGGGACGCUCAAGGAUUUUAACAACAAGCAAAUCUAGUUGAGGCAUCUUGCAGAGAAUUGGAAAGUUUAGCUGACAGAGCAAUAAAGACGCACAGUGGCCCUUGUCUGGCAUUGGAUAACGGCUCCUUUAAUACUUUGCAGAGUUUGGGUUAUUAUAAAUGCACCCUACCCAGCCCCUAUUUACAGCUGGAUCCCUGCCCCUACGGAGUGGGGAUUUCUAGGGGGAGAGGAGCAAGGGGAUUAUGUGCUGAACGGGGGAAGGGGUGGCAAGAGCAGAGGGAGGGACGUUUCCCUGCUUGGUUAUUGCUAAGUGGGGGGAGCCAUACAUAUGUCAGAAAAGCAUUCUUCUGGUCAAACUUCUCAAUGCAAAGGAAUAAUAUUUUAAUACACUUUGCGGAUGUGCUGAGAGGGUAACAUUUCAGUAAUACUGAUGAUCCCUUUGUAUUGAGCGGCAUCCAAAAGUUCUGGGGGUAUUUCCCUUAUUGGGCAAGCCUAUGAGAAUGAAUGAUACUACCAAUAAAAAAACCUAAGAAUUCCAAUAAUAAGAGCAUGGGGGGGUAUUCAAACCCCUCUCUAUUUCCCCUAUACUGCAGCUUGAUAGAUAAUACUGUAGGGAGAGGGGAGGAAACAAGCCAGCCUUUAUCUGAUUUCCCCCGCCACCCUAUCAUUUGCAGUUCCUUCUUUCUCCAGGUAAUGGAAUCACCUUUUACCAUAUUGGCAGGCUUUUCCCCUUGCUCGGUAUAUAUUUGGAUUAUUCUGGGUCAUUACUGUAACUGCGUGGCAAGAAAUAGCAGUUUGGCAAAGCCCAUGACACUCUUGGGACACCCUUGUUUAAUCUUAUAACUCUUCUCAUAGCCCUGGCCAAAAAUAAUAACUUCAACCAUAUUCUGUUCUAGGUGUUUAGGUCUCCUGUACCUGACUGGCCAGUGUGUGUCUCCAAAAAACCAAAAAGAUAUUCCCUAUAUUUUCUUUUGGCUUGAGACUUUACUCUCCCCCCCCCCCCCCCCCCCAACCAACCCU